Messenger RNA from Microthlaspi erraticum, 1395 nucleotides. The record is from the annotation of a GenBank genome assembly. NCBI's taxonomy places the organism in Eukaryota, Viridiplantae, Streptophyta, Magnoliopsida, Brassicales, Brassicaceae.
AUGAUCCUCUCAGCAGUGAGAGCGAAGCAAGGAGAGUUUGAAAUUGGAGUGAACAUCCCACAUGAGGAGAAUGAUGACUCCCAAGUGAAGAAGAGGGUGAAGAGAUCAAUCAAGAGAUUGAGGAGAGUGAGCAUGAGGGCAAUGAGAAUAUGUGGAGUUGGUCCUCAAGAACAUGCACUUGGCCAAGCUCUUCUCUACCACAUGGAAUCCUACAAGGAGCUCACUUGCGAGUUCCUAGCUUCAAUGAGGCAGCUGGAGAUCUUGUUUGGGUUCAACUAUGGAGAGGGAACCAAGUGGAACUUCAAGGAAAAGGAACUCCAAAGGGUUUGGGCUACAAUCGCUGAUGGAGUGUACUCUUCCUCAAGGUCCAAGGCAGCUCAGAUCAGGAGCCCAGUCUUGAGAUAUGUGCACAAGGCACUUGCCAACACCUUCUUUGCAAGGAAGGCAACCGGGACAAUCAACGAGGGGGAACUCAAGUUUCUUGACAUGGGAAUCAAGCCCUUCUCUCACGCACAAGCGAUGGCAAGAGGAUCAGGGGAGAUAGCUUACAACACUAGGCACCAAAGAGGAAGAAAGCUUAGUGUUGGAGGGCUCAUCACACCUAUCUUGUGUGCUGCUGGAGCCAACGAGAUAAGAGCUACUGAACCAGGUUGGAUGGACAUCAAGUUUUGCAAGACCAACCUCCUCAUUGAGCACAAGGAGUUGGAUGGGAGGUUCCAAUUCAAGUUCACACAUCCAUUGGUUGGACCCUCCAAGUUUCUCCUGCCUAACCCAGAGCUCACCACAGUUGUAAGGGGUGAGAACAUUGAUUUCAGACCCCCUGUGUACACAUUAGUUGGGCAUGAGGAUGAUUGCGAGAAGAGGAGCCUGAGCGAUCGAGCUGAGCGAUCUGAGUCUCGAGCUGAGGGUCGAGCUGAGGAUCGAGCUGAAUAUCAGGUCCAGGGGAGCGCUGACUUGGGUGAGCCUGAGUGCUACUACUUUGAGGAGUAUGAGGCUCCAAGGAUGAACCCCUCUGUUGUGGCUGCCCACAAGAGGAUUGGACUUCUCCAAAAGUUCAACAAAUGGCAAGGGAAAGCCAUUGAGAAGAUGCAAAAGUCCAUGGACAAGAUGGUGAGCAAGAUCAAAAGUUUGGAGAAGAAGGUUUCUGGUUCUUCAAGCAAGAAGAAGUCCAAGGCCCCCACAUUCCCUAGGAGUAGGUCACUCCUCACCACCCAAAGGAGGCUCCCUGCCCAAGAGCCUCACAGAGCCUCUUCUUUCGAGCCAAGAGAAGGAGAGGACAACACGCAGAGAAGGAGGAAGAGUUCUAAGGCCAGACGCUCCAGCUCGACCACCGGACUCGAUCGAGUCCAAACAGAGGAAACUCAACUCGAUCGAGCUGACGGUCGAGUUGUCUGA